Aethina tumida (small hive beetle) is the source of this 1572-nucleotide messenger RNA. Its product is annotated as facilitated trehalose transporter Tret1-like. Gene Ontology annotation, biological process: carbohydrate transport; transmembrane transport. The transcript is spliced from 2 exons. Gene Ontology annotation, molecular function: sugar transmembrane transporter activity. Lineage: Eukaryota; Metazoa; Arthropoda; Insecta; Coleoptera; Nitidulidae. The record is from RefSeq and is a predicted model, not a curated record. Gene Ontology annotation, cellular component: membrane. Bases 37 to 1506 code for a protein of 489 amino acids.
GCCACAAGUGCCUAAUGAGAACACACCACAGUAAUCAUGAAGACACCAAUCAACAACUAUCUCUUCCAAUAUCUGGCUACCAUAACAGCAUGUUUGUGUGUCGUCUCAACUGGUAUGCAUUACGGAUGGCCAUCACCGGCCCUUCCUAUUCUGCUGUCACCUGACUCCCCAAUCCCCAUAACCCAAGAAGAAGGCUCUCUAGUUGCCACAAUCCAAGAGUACGGCAACAUAGUCGGCGACAUUCUAGCCGUCUUUAUUGUAGACAAAAUCGGAAGGAAAAACUCCAUCUUGCUCUCAGCCCCCUUAUUCUUCGUCGGUUGGCUCCUGAUUGCCGAAACUCAAUCCCUUGCCAUCCUUUACAUAGUCAGGUUCAGUGCUGGCGUCACCGACGGACUUAUUUAUACAGCACUGCCCAUGUAUUUGGGGGAAAUAUCCCAUCCCAACAUACGAGGACUCCUCGGGUCCGUGCUGCAGGUCUCCUUCGUUUUCGGCCUGUUGGUGUACGACAUCCUGGGGUCUUUGGUCAGCCUCAAAAUCGCCACCUACGUGGCUGCCACCAUACCCAUUUUGCAACUGGUGACGUUCGCCUUCAUGCCCGAGAGCCCGUACUAUUUAAUCAUGAAGGAGAAGAACAAAGAGGCCGAAAGAAGUCUGAUGAAGCUGAACAACGGCAAAAUGGACGACACGUUGAACGAAAUCAUCGAGUCCGUGAAAGACGACAAAGAAAAAGAAACGGCUGGGGUACUCGAAAUUGUUAAAACCAAAGCCAACAGGAAGGCCUUGAUGAUCACCUUCGGGCUGAGGUUUUUUCAACAAUUUACGGGAAUUAGCGCCAUUAAUUUCUACAUCCAAUCCAUCUUCGUUGAUGCUGAUCUUGGCAUAUCCGCCAGCAUGGUGUCCAUCAUUUAUUUCCUGUUGCAAUUCGUCAUGUGCUUCGCUGUGACGGCCAUCAUUGAUAGAACUGGGAGGAAGCCACUGUUGAUUUUCUCGCUCAUUGGAACGGGGAUUGCUGACGCUGUGCUAGCUGCCUACUUCUUCUGGAGCCAAGGGGACGAUCACAGCGACUCGUGGAUGAAAUUCAUUCCUGUUGUGGCCAUCCUUUGCUACGUUGUCAUCUUCAAUGUUGGGCUAGCUUCGACGCCAAUGGUGUUUAUUUCGGAAUUGUUCAACACCCGUGUUAAAGCUGUGGCUAUUUGUGCAGCUGACAUUUAUUUCUCGCUGCUGAUAGUCCUAGUUUCUACAUAUUUCCAAAGGACGAAGGACUCAUUUGGGAUACACGUCCCCUUCAUUUCAUUCACCCUAUUUUGUUUCCUUGGUGCCGUAUUCGUUUAUUAUUUGGUACCAGAAACCAAAGGCAUGACACUUGAACAAAUUCAAGACUACCUCAAUUCGAAAGAGAGGAGGAAAACCACUACAGACAACAGAGGCAUACAUUUAGAAAAUUUAGAAAAUACGUUUAAUAACAAAAGCAUGCCUUUAGAGAACCUGGAAGAUACCCCUGUUUAGGCCAAAUUGUACUGACUAUUUAUUUGUUAAGUUAUUUAUAUAAAUAAAUUAUUAUUUACUUUUGUA